GGGGCUGGCGGCCGUGCCCGGGGCCCCGCCGGCAUGAGCGGCGAACGGCGGCGGCCGGGCCGAGCUCCGCGCCCUCCCCUCGGGCCCGGCCCGGCAGCGGCCCCCGGGGCUCGGCGGGGGCUGCCGGCUUCGGGCGGCGGCUCGGAGCGGUGCCGGGCGGGACAGAGCGCGGCGGAAAGCCAGGAUAAUCUUCAAGGGUGGAUGACAGAACCAACCAGCCUUUCUGCAGGUGCAGAAGAGAAAAAAGAGAGUGUUCCCACACAGCUGGUGAAGCAUACAAAUGAAGUUGGUGUUGCUUCUGAGGAACUUGUCUCAGCAAAUGCAGCUGCAGGCCAGAAAGAGCAAAAUACAUCAGAAAUAAGACAAGACUAUGUAUACAGAAGUAGUGGGAGACCUGAGAAGAGAGAUAUGAGUAAAUCUCCUGUGACGGAUCAGGAUGCACCUAGAAACUGUGAACUGUAUGUACCUGUGACUAGUAAUUGUUCAGCAGUGGAGUCAUCUGAGGAGAGUGAGGAGGACAUGUAUCGUGAUGAAGAAGAAAUAGAGAGAGAGAAAAUACUGCUUUGUGAAACAAACUCAUCAGAAUAUAAACUAAGUGUUUCACCUGAAAUGGACAUCAUGGAGUAUUGCAGAAAAGAAUGGAGAGGAAAUACACCAGUAGCAAAAAGGAUGAGAAAGGGCUAUGAAGCAGUUGCUCAGAAGUUUGCCUCUAUAAGGAGAAUACGAGGUGAUAACUAUUGUGCCUUCAGAGCAACUCUUUUCCAGGCAUUAAGCCAAGCUACCCAGUUACCAAGGUGGCUGCAGAGUGAGGAUUUUACUACGCUUCCUGAAAACUUGCUGAGCAAGUAUGACUGGAUCAAGCAGUGGCAGCUAAAACAGAAACCUGGCAAGAAGAUGGGAGAAAUAAGUGAUGAAAUAAAAGAGUAUUUAAUACUUCUAAGGAAAAAGUGGAAGAAUAUAAGUGAAAUAAAGGAUCCCCUUGAGAAACAAGAGGCUUGUGAUAAAUUGUUUAAAAACGAAGAGGAGGAGUAUAGUCUCUAUGAAGCACUGAAAUUUUUGAUGCUUAACACUGCCAUUGAAUUAUACAACGCCGAUAAAAGUGGAAGGAGAGUGCCUGUCUUCUCCUGGCUCCUGUUUGCACGGGAUACAUCCAGCAACCCUUGUCAGUUAAUGCAAAAUCACUUGAAUCAUAUUGGUCACAGUGGAGGCCUUGAACAAGUGGAAAUGUUUCUUCUUGCUUAUGCUCUGCAGUACACCAUCCAAGUGUACCGACUCUAUAAGUACAGCACUGAUGAGUUCAUCACACUUUACCCCAAUGACCCGGAGGAGGACUGGCCUGUGGUGACUCUCAUAACUGAAGAUGACAGACAUUAUAAUAUUCCAGUCAGAAUGUGCCAAGAGACGAUGCUGUAAACAAGUGAUUUUUCAGCAGACAAACCUAUGCUGCUUGUGGAGGUUUCCCAUGCUAUCUUGAAACAGGACAGUGACAAAAUCUGUGUGAUUAAAUCUACAACAACUUGAAUCUGUGUUUUGGAAGUUGACAUCUGAAAUAAAGUAUCAAAUAGGUACUAUCUUAAAUAGUAAAAGUUCAGCAAGCAUGGCUUUGUUUUCUAUUUAAAAAAAAAAGGAAGCUUCUGCAGUCCUUUUUUUUGAAGGACUUACUCUGGAUAGAAUUGCCAAAACUAUAGAUUUAUUCCUUUUAUUUUUUAGUGAGGCUCUGUGGUAAGAGCUGAGCUAAGCUUUUGCUCCCCAAAAUAAUGGCAGUUGAAACUUCUGGGAAAGUAAGGUGGCAGUGUCUUGGCUGAUAUUUGUAAUAGUGCUUAGAAGCCAUUUAUACAAAUCUUGGGUCUUGGGAAGUAAUACAAUUCUUUUGCAGUUGAAAUUUAAUGCCUGCCAUGGUUUAUACUAUAAGAGAGACAUUACUUAAAAGUUUUCUAAUGCUUUGGGAUGUUUUUUCCUAUAUUAGUGUCUUUUAUUUAGAAGCCAGCUGUCUUACACUGAAAAUGAGCUGCUCUUCCUUUUUCAACCCGUGGAGAGGAACAUGGCAAAUGUGAUAAGGGAGUAUAAAAGUUGUUUGAUAGUCAGUCACAAAUUCAAAGACUACACAGAAUUCCCACUUAAGUUAUGACAGCUGAUAGGAGAUAGCCACGUGCCUGUUAACUUUCAUUUCUGUUCGUGUUAUUGUUCCUGUGGUGUUAAUCCUCUCUGGCAGCUGCUCUGGAGAACAUGAGGAUUUUCAUUUGUCCAGGGAGUGCAGCAGAUGGAAAUGUCUGGUGCAGCUUACUCCUCCCAAGAGUGGAGAUGUGGGAGGUUCUGUUUCUGCUUAGUUAUUCAUGAUGCUUUAAACUGAAAGAAUACAGAAUGUAUCAGAUGCUGGAAGUGCUUACAAAUCUUAUAAAAAUAAUUAAAGAAUGAAGCUUUUAGGUUCAAGUAGAAGUACAUCCUACAGAUGACUUUUGGAACAAGAGAGUGAAAACUGAUUUAACUGAAAUGCUGGUCAUACACAGGUCACUUGGCCUCUCUUAGAAAGCCUUCUUAUGUAAAUGGGAUAAGGUUAUAAAAACUUCUCAUUUGAAUAUUCUGGAGAAAGUGGCAUGCAAAAUUCUCCUGUUCUAGUUGAAUUUAAUUUGUUAACCAUUAUUGUGAAAGGUAAUAUACACAAUGAAAAUAUGCAUUCACUAUGUUCUAAAAUGUGUUUUAAACACAUUAAUGAGGGUUGCCAUGUACUCAAGUGUUAUAUUUGUCAUGUUUUUGUUGCCUUCUAAAUCAACUAGUUUGUUACUGAAAAUUUCUGGGAGCUACAAGGGAAUAAAAAUAAACUUAAAAAAUUAA
Corvus hawaiiensis (hawaiian crow) is the source of this 2832-nucleotide messenger RNA. RefSeq names its product OTU deubiquitinase with linear linkage specificity (gene OTULIN). The record is from RefSeq and is a predicted model, not a curated record. Gene Ontology annotation, molecular function: cysteine-type deubiquitinase activity. Bases 34 to 1413 code for a protein of 459 amino acids. NCBI's taxonomy places the organism in Eukaryota, Metazoa, Chordata, Aves, Passeriformes, Corvidae. Gene Ontology annotation, biological process: protein linear deubiquitination. The transcript is spliced from 8 exons.